CAUGUCUAUUUAACUACUAGACCUGCAUGUUGAAGCUUACUCUGUAUCUGAAACCUUAGUAGCCUUCUUUUUCUCAUUCAGUCACUUCUCUUAGUUUCAUGGAUUCUGAUUUGAAGCCAACUGUUUCCGAAGCACAUCCGGAGGCAAUGGACUUUCUUUGGCUUGCAUGGUGCGACUCUGCAAUCCAGGAUUCCCAACCAGAGAUACAACACCGAUCCCUCGUUCUCCACAAUAACCCAAUCAAAGAAUUCAAGAAUGAUACCAAAUCUCCUUUUCCGAAGAUGAAAAAAAGCGUCAAGAUGGAUGAUGCAGAUCGAUCUAUACCCCAAUGGAAAUCAAAUGAUGUGAAGUCAUGGAUUUGGAUGCAGCAAGCAAUGCAUCCUGAAUUAAACUAUAACAGCUGUUUCAGAAAGAAAUGGCAGCUGUCGUGGAAGAUGGUGCCGUUUAGGCAUAUCUCAAUCAAGAAAUGGUUGAAAGCAAUCAAACAGAAAUGGAAUGAAGAUCAGACGUUGCAAAGAGCUGAAGCACAUGCAGCAAUAUCAGUGGCUGGUGUCGCGGCUGCCCUAGCAGCCAUAGCCGCUGAGAACGCUAAACAUGAGGAGUCAAGCACCACGAAGGAGUCCGCAGUGGCAUCUGCAGCUGCUUUGGUGGCUGCCCACUGUGCCCAAGUGGCGGAUGCAAUGGGGGCCAAGAACAAGCAACUUAGCACUGUAAUAAGUUCGCCCAUGAGUGGCACAAGUGCUGCUGGUGAUAUCUAGAUAUUAACGCUUGCAGCAUCAGCCUUAAAUAACAAUUAUAUCCCAUCAUAAUGGCAAUUAUAAUCAUAUUUUUACUAAUACAGACGCAUUUGCAGACCUCAAG
Cornus florida is the source of this 861-nucleotide messenger RNA. RefSeq lists its product as uncharacterized. The record is from RefSeq and is a predicted model, not a curated record. Bases 99 to 758 code for a protein of 219 amino acids. The transcript has 4 exons. NCBI's taxonomy places the organism in Eukaryota, Viridiplantae, Streptophyta, Magnoliopsida, Cornales, Cornaceae.